Messenger RNA from Beta vulgaris subsp. vulgaris (sugar beet), 1206 nucleotides. RefSeq lists its product as uncharacterized. Gene Ontology annotation, molecular function: zinc ion binding; nucleic acid binding. The coding region runs from base 1 to 1206 and encodes 401 amino acids. NCBI's taxonomy places the organism in Eukaryota, Viridiplantae, Streptophyta, Magnoliopsida, Caryophyllales, Amaranthaceae. The record is from RefSeq and is a predicted model, not a curated record. The transcript has 2 exons.
AUGGAGAAGCUCUUUACGGCAACAAACUAUCCCGUUGUUGAGAUGGUACCUAUUGGGACGUAUUACUUGAAGAAAAAGGUUGAUAACUGGUGGGGUGCAGUGAAGGUUGCAUGUAUGGCUACUGUUGGAUUUGGGCGGACUCAGUUCUCCGCCAAGCUGAAGGAGGGGUUCUACCCUGAUGAGUUGCGUUGGCAGAAGCAGGAAAAGUUCCUAUCUCUGACUCAGGGGAAUAUGGAUAUCCAAAGGUAUACCGAUCGCUUUAUCAAACUGUCUAAGCUUGCUGGUACUGUCAUUCCCACUGAAGCUGAGAGAGUUAAGCGGUACAUAAAGAAGAUGGAUCCUAGGGUAAGGACCCUUGUGCUAUGUUCGGGAGUUACUACUUUCCAGGCUGCUUAUGAAAUGGCCAUGAGUGUCCAUGCGUCAGUAAAGGAAGAAGAAACUGCUAAGGUUGUGUCUGUGAGGAAGCAUGUCCCUUCUUUUGCUCCUGCUCCGACUAAGAAGCCGAGGUUUGAACCGAAUUUCGGUGGUGGAUAUCAAGGUUCCAGUUCUAGGCCGAGUUAUGAUCUGUCCAAGUGUCAGAGGUGUGAGAAGCCUAAUCAUCCGGGAAAAGAUUCUGAUGGAUCUGCUAUUGUUUGCUUAUACUGUAGGGAAGUGGGUCACAAGAGUUAUGAGUGCCCUAAGAAUUCGAGAGCUACAACUAAACCUCCUGCUCCUCCUAGUCAUUCUGCUCCGCCGAAGAAUCAAGUUUACAACAUGACUCAUUCUGACGCCGAUGUUCAUCCUGACGUCAUCUCUGGUACCUUUCUUGUUAAUUAUGUCCCUGCUUUUGUGUUGUUUGAUUCUAGUGCUUCAGUGUCGUGUGUGUCUAACUCAUUUGCCAAGAAAGCUAACCUGUCUUCGAGUUCUCCUCUUCGAACUCUUGUAUAUCUCUUCCUUUUGAUUCAUUGCCGCAAUCAAAAAGUGACUCUUCGUAGUUCGUGUGGCAAGCGUAUCUCCUAUAGUGGAGUAGUGUUGAAGAAAGGGGUAAAAAUCGUGUUUGCUCUCAAAAUGCAGAAACUUCGUCAGAGAGAAGAGCAAGUGUUUCUUUGUAUGGUCAAAUAUUUAACUCAAGAAGUGAAGUUAGAAGAUAUCCCCGUUGUCCGUGAGUAUCCGGACGUAUUCCCUGAUGAGUUGCCAAGUAUCCCUCCUGAAAGAGAUGUCGAGUAG